AUGAUGCUAAUUUUCGACCCUCUUUGGUAUGAAGUUGGCUCUAGAAUCGGAACCGGUGGUUAUGGCCAGGUUCAUUUUCUUCAAGAAAAACGAUCAGCUCAAACUGUCCGCGUUGGAAAAUUCAUUUUGAAGAGCAAAGUACAGAAGUGGUUUCCGCCUGGAAAACCGAACCCGCUACCAUUGGAAGUGCACAUCUGCUUGAAUAUGGCGAACAGAAAUGUGAUGAAGUGUGUGGAUUACGUAGACAUCGACAGGAACUGGUUUUUGAUGGUGAUGCACGAUCACAACGGAACAGAUCUCUUUGACUUCAUCGAGAAAAACGACGUUGUUGAUGAGAAAUUGAGUCACAAAAUUUUCUCGCAAUUGGUCGGAGCCGUGCGUUACUUGUGCAACAAGGGGAUAAUUCACAGAGAUAUCAAGGAUGAGAACGUCUUGAUUGAUGAAAAUCACAAUAUCAUCCUCAUUGAUUUUGGAUCAGCGAUGCAAGUUUAUGGAGACGUAGAAGAUGUAAUCAGCCCAAGGUUCUGCGGAACGGUCAAAUACUGCCCUCCUGAAGCGGUAACGAAUGAGAAAUUCAGAGCGAUGCCUGGUGAGAUUUGGGCGAUGGGGGUUCUUCUUUAUACUGUUCUCCAUGGAGGCAACCCUUUCUACGAUGUCCAGGAGAUUCUUCAUUCAAGACUCGAGUUCGAUGAACAUCUGAGUCCCUUCGUCCAAGACAUUCUUUGUGGCCUCCUCAAUCGCGAUGCUAGACGACGAUACAGUCUGCGAGACAUUGAACGACACGAAUGGGUCAAAUCAGGACCAAAGUGA
Oikopleura dioica is the source of this 810-nucleotide messenger RNA. The record is from the annotation of a GenBank genome assembly. Lineage: Eukaryota; Metazoa; Chordata; Appendicularia; Copelata; Oikopleuridae.